AUGCGGCUCCUGCCUCUUCUCCCCCGACGGGGCGGGCGGGCGCGGCGGCAGCGCUCCCGGGCUCCGUGUGUCUCCGCAGGCUGCUGGGGGGUGACGGGGCCCGGCGCCGUGCGGGGCUUAGUGGGGGGGUCCCUCUCGGUGACCUGCAAGUACCAACCCGGCGACGAGGAGAUGCCGAAGUUCUGGUGCUAUGAGGGAAGCUUUUUCACCUGCGGCGCUGACAUCGUUCUCACCUCGAAGCUGCACCCCAUGGUGCAGCGAGGCCGGGUCACCAUCAAGGACAAUCGCUCACAACGGGUGUUCACGGUGACCAUUAAAGACCUGGUUUUGGAGGACGCGGGCGCCUACCGCUGUGGGGUGCGAACGGCCAAACUCAAGUGGGAUAAGAGUGCUGAUGUGCAGGUGAUCGUGUCCCCAGCUCCUUCCUCCUCCCCAGCAUCACCCUAUGGCUCCACCACUGCACACCCUCAUCUCACCAGCUCCAUAUCAGUCUCCACACAGGCAAAUCCCCAGGGGCAAACUCUGCAACCAGGAUCAGAUCUCUCCCACCACAAAGGCUCCAGCCUUCCACACUUGGAUGUGGUUGAGCACAUCCUCACUCCAGGCAUCGUCGUGGUUCUUCUUUUGCUUGCAGCUGCUGUUGUUGUUCUGGUAAUACUGACUAGGAAGAGGAAGAAGGCCCCCUCCGGAACAGCUGUAGAGAUGGACAGGACGGGCAGCGUGUCCUAUACAGGAGCAGAUGCCUUGAACUAUGUGGACAUCAACCACAGCGCGAGCACAGUCGAGAGCCGGUUGUACGGCAACACCGCAGUACCGCGCUGCUCGGCAGGCACCGCGACGGAGUACAUGGAGGUCAAGCAGAGAGACAAGCAUUUGGAAGAGAAGAAAGAGCCCACAUAUGCCACCGUGUGCAAGUCCCUGCCAAAGCAGCAGGAGAUCUAUGCCAACGUGCCGUCAGCUCCACAGCCCAGAGGAGAGCCCCAGAGCACAGCGCAGAGGGAGUGAGCCAGCCCCUGGUCCAUGGGCUGCUCCUGCUGCCGGCAGCACCAGCGGCACUUCCAUGGGAUGCGUACGGAGGGCAGGGGACUGGCUUUCUGUUCAUGCGGGAGCAGCUGGACAGCGGAGCUGCUGCUCUUGUGGCUUGGAUGUUUCCUUGGAGCAGGCUCCAGGAGGCUGAGGACGAGCAGGAGGCACGGGGCGGGAUGAGGAUGGAAUCAUCCCUCUGCAUUUGGAGACCUCACCUGUACAGCAGUAAUGCUGGGAAUAAAUGGACUGACCAGGCAGUGUGGAAGAGCCCAGCAACAGGAGGCGAGGGUGGGCUCUGCCUGGCUCCCUGCAUCCAGCACCCAUCCUGCUUGCCCCUUUGGCUGUUACUCACAGGGACUGAGGCUCCUAAACCCAUUGGUCACCUCAGAUUGGCUUUUCUCAUGUUGACAGCAGGCAGAGCUGACAGCAGGAACCAGGAUAACAAGAUGUGCUAUAUCCAAACGUAUUUGUUAUAUCCAAAUACCAGGGGCUUGGGUAGGGUAGGGUCUCAGUGCAAAAGAUAUGGCAGAGGAGCUCCUGUUCCUCCUGCACAGUAGCUGGGCACUGUCUCCCCUGAUCCCUUGGUCCCACAUCCCCCAUUGAGGUUUGCUCCUGCUCUCUCUGCUCCACCAUUCCCAAGGAACUCUAGGCUGGGAGCACAUGAAUAAGCUGUACCCGUGACCCUGCUCUUCUCUGCUUUCCUGAUAACUUAUUUCAUGGCACCCACUCAAUACAUCUGUUUGUGAGGCUGA
Messenger RNA from Melopsittacus undulatus (budgerigar), 1778 nucleotides. RefSeq names its product CMRF35-like molecule 2. The transcript is spliced from 7 exons. NCBI's taxonomy places the organism in Eukaryota, Metazoa, Chordata, Aves, Psittaciformes, Psittaculidae. The record is from RefSeq and is a predicted model, not a curated record. Gene Ontology annotation, molecular function: transmembrane signaling receptor activity. Gene Ontology annotation, cellular component: plasma membrane. The coding region runs from base 1 to 1005 and encodes 334 amino acids.